Panicum hallii is the source of this 852-nucleotide messenger RNA. RefSeq names its product cyclin-dependent kinase inhibitor 4-like. Bases 1 to 606 code for a protein of 201 amino acids. Lineage: Eukaryota; Viridiplantae; Streptophyta; Magnoliopsida; Poales; Poaceae. Gene Ontology annotation, molecular function: cyclin-dependent protein serine/threonine kinase inhibitor activity. Gene Ontology annotation, biological process: negative regulation of cyclin-dependent protein serine/threonine kinase activity. Gene Ontology annotation, cellular component: nucleus. The record is from RefSeq and is a predicted model, not a curated record. The transcript is spliced from 4 exons.
AUGACAAAGCUUGCCCAGCCCCACCAAGUUGUGGGUAAGUACAUGAACAAGGACAAGUUCUCCCUUGAGGUUGCCAUCAUGGAAGUCACCUCCGCGCCGCUCGGGGUCUGCACCCGCGCUCGCUCGCUCGCACUGCAACGCAUGAAGAAGAAGCGGACGCAGUGGGAGGGGAAAGAGGGUGCUUACGGUGAUUAUCUGGAGCUGAGAAGUCGUAGGCUCAAGAAGCUGCCGCUACCGGUGCCAAUUCGGAAGAGGUGCCGAGGGAGGAAGGCGGCGGCCAUGACUGCAGCCGCUCAGGAAGAGGCGGAGGGGUCAUUCGGCGAGAACAUUCUCGAGUUGGAAGGCAUGGAUAGGAGCACCAGGGAGACGACGCCUUGCAGCUUGGUUAUCUUGGAGACGAUAAGCACCCGUGGAUCCACAACAAGACCCAGCCACUCUUCCCACCGCAGGGUGCAAGUUCCGGUGCGCACCAUCUCAAUCUCAUGGAAGGAGUUGUUUGCUGACACAGAGCGACAGCAACAACAGGCUUUCAUUGACAAGUACAACUUUGAUCCUGUGAAUGACUGCCCUCUCCCAGGCAGGUAUGAAUGGGUGAUGCUAGACUGAUAGAUUUUCAGGACAAGAGAGCAACAACAUGGACCUAUCCUCUGCUCCCUCCAACACCACAGUGUCGUGGCAGAGGCGCAUACCGUCGCAUUAGCAUUGUUUCUGCUGUAAGAAAUUAGGGUUAGCCUGUAGCCUUAAUUGCCCUGUGUAACAAUACAGAGUUGAUGCUGAGUUACAGUACCCUGAUCAUCUUUGAUUCUGUAAGGAACCUAUCACCCUGCUACCAGUUGCUAUAUGAAUGAAGUA